CUUAACCUCAAAAAUGCCGAACCCAACACGUCGUCGAACGACGCCGCUCAUUCACCCUUUCAUUCCUAUAACCUGUACUCCCAAUGCCUGGCCGUGAAAUUAUUAAUCUUCAAGUUGGUCAGGCUGGAAAUCAAGUAGGAGAAUCAUUUUGGAAUGCCCUUUUGUUAGAGCAUGGGCUUGAUCAGUCUGGGGCAUACGUCGGAACGAACCCCUUACAAACUGCGCGGCUCGACGUCUACUUCACCGAGGUUGCGCACACCAAUAGCCAGUCCAAGUAUGUUCCCAGAAGUAUCCAAGUCGAUCUAGAGGCCGGCGUGUGCAAUAGAUUAAAAAGUGGACCUCUCGGUAAACUCUUUCGACCCGAUACAUACGUGACAGGAAAUUCGGGUGCCGGUAAUAACUGGGCUAAAGGAUUCUACACAGAGGGUGCCGAGUUAGUGGACGCAUUAAUGGACGCAACUAGACUACAAACAGAGAAUGCCGAUACCCUGCAGGGAUUCCAAGUUAUACACUCUUUAGGUGGAGGGACCGGUUCAGGUUUAGGAAGUCUCAUGCUCUCAAAAUUACGCGAGGAGUAUCCGGAUCGGAUGCUCGCCACUUUCUCCGUUCUUCCGUCGCCCAAGGUAUCUGAAACGGUUGUUGAGCCCUACAACGCGAUGCUCUCAAUCCACCAGCUCCUUGAUUCCUGUGACCUCACUGUUUGCAUAGAUAAUGAAGCUUUGUACAACAUAACAACCGGAAUGCUCAAGAUUAAGCAGCCUGGCUUUUCUGAUCUUAAUGGUCUUAUCUCCAAGGUCAUGUGCGGUGUUAGCACCAGUCUUCGCUUCCCCGGACAACUCAACGGAGAUCUACGCAAAUUCUGUACUAAUUUGAUUCCUUUCCCUCGGUUACAUUUCUUGAUGCCGAGUUAUGCGCCUUUUCACGACGCCAGGACUCAAGCAUGGCAAGGAACGUCCAUUCCCGAGUUGACUGCCGCACUGUUUGACCGCAAAAAUCUUCUGGUAGCUUGUGAUCCUAGAUUCGGUCGUUACCUAACAGCUACUGCCAUCUUCCGAGGGAAGAUCGCAUCGCGAGAGGCUGAAUACGCUGUGCAUGAUUUACAAAAGCGGAACUCACAUAAUUUUGUUGAGUGGAUACCCGAUAACAUCUCUGUUUCUCUCGUUUCCGUUCCUCCUGUCGGCCAGAAACAGGCUGCAAUCGCCUUAGCCAAUUCAACUUCCAUACAAGAAGUCUUCCAGAGGUCAUUGGAAGGGUUCUCGGCGAUGUUCAAGCGUCGUGCAUUUUUGCACUGGUACACUGAAGAGGGUAUGGACGUGAUGGAAUUCUCCGAAGCUGAGAGUAACACAAAAGAUCUCAUUGCGGAGUAUCAACAGUAUCAAGAAGCCUCCGCGGACGUGGAUUAUGAGGAGGAGCAGGAGGAGCAAGAGGAGGAGGGGCAAGCUUUCGAAGAGGAACAACAACUGAUAUAACCGACAUUAUUGACCGGGCCGCACAGAUGUAGCUGCUGACAGCUGUAAUACUGUAGUGUGAACCGUUAGUCGCACUAUUACUUCACUCCCAAACACUCCAGACUUGAUGGAGUGACGCAUGUCUGCCCAAAAAAAACUAAUGACGUAUGCGCUAAAAUAUGAACAUCGUUCCAACGUAUAUUUUAAUUCCUAUAUGGUAUUUAGUUGACUCAGGAGGGGCUAGUUCCUUUCAAUUCACC
Messenger RNA from Marasmius oreades (fairy-ring Marasmius), 1708 nucleotides. It is a transcript of the gene TUBB2, whose product is annotated as Tubulin beta-2 chain. Gene Ontology annotation, cellular component: cytoplasm; microtubule. Gene Ontology annotation, molecular function: GTPase activity; structural constituent of cytoskeleton; GTP binding. Gene Ontology annotation, biological process: mitotic cell cycle; microtubule cytoskeleton organization. Lineage: Eukaryota; Fungi; Basidiomycota; Agaricomycetes; Agaricales; Marasmiaceae. Bases 84 to 1469 code for a protein of 461 amino acids. The transcript has 25 exons. The record is from RefSeq and is a predicted model, not a curated record.